Tremella mesenterica DSM 1558 is the source of this 588-nucleotide messenger RNA. RefSeq lists its product as uncharacterized. NCBI's taxonomy places the organism in Eukaryota, Fungi, Basidiomycota, Tremellomycetes, Tremellales, Tremellaceae. The record is from RefSeq and is a predicted model, not a curated record. Gene Ontology annotation, cellular component: catalytic step 2 spliceosome; post-mRNA release spliceosomal complex; Prp19 complex. The annotation marks the transcript as partial. The transcript has 6 exons.
UCCACCGUUGCCAAUCGUAAAGAUCUCAUUGCCGACCAUCAAAAGGCCAAAGUGACGGCGAAAGAACUAGCAAGGUUGGAGAAACAACGCAAGCUUGCUCAAACUUUACGACUGAAGGCGGAUGCCGAGGAAACGGGUGAAGAUCUGGAGAGGAAGAAAGCUUGGGAGUGGAGUAUUGAGCAGAAUGAGAGAUGGGAAGCUAAGAUGGCUGAUCAGGCUGUGAGAGCGGAUGGGAGAUUUCACAAUGCGGAGGAUGAAGCACACAAACAGUAUAAUCGUAAUGUACGCGUCACUAAACCAGAUCUGGUGGCAUAUGAACGGGCCAAGGAAGCGGCGUUGGGAUUAGCACCUGGAAUGGACACGUUGGCCUAUGGAGACAGUAAGCCUAGUGAGGAUGCAGUGGACCGGGUGGUUGGAAAGAUAAAUAAAGAUCUGGACAAGGGUAAGAGAAAGAAGAAGGAAGAGGAAGACGAGACCGUUACGUAUAUCAACCAGCGCAACAAAGUCUUCAACAAAAAGGUUGCGCGGUAUUUCGACAAAUACACGAAAGAGAUCCGAGCGAGCUUCGAACGGGGUACCGCUCUUUAG